Messenger RNA from Musa acuminata AAA Group (dessert banana), 844 nucleotides. RefSeq lists its product as uncharacterized. NCBI's taxonomy places the organism in Eukaryota, Viridiplantae, Streptophyta, Magnoliopsida, Zingiberales, Musaceae. The coding region runs from base 90 to 635 and encodes 181 amino acids. The transcript has 3 exons. The record is from RefSeq and is a predicted model, not a curated record.
AGUUUGGAAAAGUGAAGGAACAAUUCCCAAAUUACACUCCACUCCACAGCAUACAAGCACAACCUCUCUCCCUCCUUUCAUCGUCAAGCAUGGCUUCUUCUGCAGCUUUUAAGAUGGUCUUUGCGCUUCAGGCCUUCUUCUCCCUCAUCCUUCGAUCUGCUCUUGCGGGUGUUAUCUGUGAGGAGCUGCCGCAGGAGGUCUGUGCUUUUGCGGUCUCGUCCUCAUCCAACCGGUGCCUGCUCGAGAGCAGCCAAGACAGUGGCGGGAACACGGUGUACCAGUGCCGGGCGUCGGAGAUAGUGGUGGAGCGGCUGCGGGAUUGGAUAGAGACGGAGCAGUGCGUGAGCGUAUGCGGCGUGGACCGCAACGCCGUCGGCAUUUCCUCGGACGCACUCCUGGAACCACACUUCACGCAGCAGCUUUGCUCCGCUGCCUGCCACCAGAACUGCCCCAACAUCAUCGAUCUCCACCUCGAUCUCGCUGCCGCGGAAGGUAUUUUCCUGCCGGAUUUGUGCGAGGCUCAGCGCGUGAAUCCGCAUCGCGCCAUGGUGGAGAUUCUGAGUUCUGGAGCAGCACCUGGUCCAGUUGCCGGUGGAGCACCUCUCCAGGUGGCUUCUCCCCCACUUCCAGUCUAAAUGAUUCUAUUGUAUUUAUAUGGAAAUUUAUUAUAUACGACAAUUUGCCUACUUAGAAUUAAUAUAAAUAGAGGGAUGUUAAUUAGGAGAUACGAGGAUUCGUGGCAUGUCAAGGAAUAGCUGCAUUGAUUAUGGAGAUUGGUUGAGAAUACCAUCUAAUUUUUAUUAUCUAAUGAACUCCUAUCUGUGUUUUUGUCAUUUCGUAUGUA